Molecule: messenger RNA, 2393 nt
Organism: Harmonia axyridis
Lineage: Eukaryota; Metazoa; Arthropoda; Insecta; Coleoptera; Coccinellidae
Product: phosphoenolpyruvate carboxykinase [GTP]-like
Exons: 9
Coding region: 283-2229 (648 amino acids)
Biological process (GO): hepatocyte differentiation; response to starvation; cellular response to glucose stimulus
Cellular component (GO): cytosol
Molecular function (GO): manganese ion binding; phosphoenolpyruvate carboxykinase (GTP) activity; GTP binding
Source: RefSeq, a predicted model, not a curated record
GUGGUUAUUCGAUUUCGAACUUCAGUGUUGUUAGUAGUGUCUUUUGAAAAUUACCUCAUUUAAAUUUGCAAUCUGGCUUACGUAAAUUUGAACGCGAGACACCAUAGGCCCAAUUGCUUCGUGUCCAAAUCAGAUAAAAUUUAUUUGAAAUAUAUUUUCGGCUUUUUUUCUAUGUACCAUAAGAGUUAUACUUAGAGAGGGUACUAGAAUUUAAAUUGUGAGUGAAUUAUUUGGCGAAAUUUCGAUUUUUCGAUUCGAUAGAAAACGAGAUUAGAUUUCAGAAUGCCUGAAUUUGGAGAAGGAUACGAAGAGUCUGCAUCAUGCGGAUCAGAGAUUGGCAGGUUCAAUAAACAGUUGAAACAGUCAAGUCACGGAUUUUUCCACCAUCUUCGUGGAGUUUCUGUUAUUUACGGAGAUAUCAAUGUUCUCACUGAGAAGGCAAGAUCAUAUGUCGAGGACAAAGUCGACCUUUGCAGACCGAAAAAUAUCCAUAUCUGCGAUGGCUCAGAUGCUGAGAACACAAACUUGCUCUCUCUCCUUCAGAAGCAAGGUACCAUUGAACCUCUACCCAAAUACAAGAACUGCUGGCUGGCAAGAACAAACCCAGCCGACACAGCAAGAGUGGAGUCCAAGACGUUCAUAUGCACCGAAAAAAAAACCGACACAAUUCCCACACCCACAGAAGGUGUAAAGGGCACCCUUGGAAACUGGAUGGCCCCCCAACAAAUGGAUCAAGCCGUCGUUGAACGCUUCAACAACUGCAUGAAGAACAGGACUAUGUACGUGAUUCCGUUUUCCAUGGGCCCAGUUGGAUCGUCCCUGUCCAAGAUAGGUAUCCAAAUCACGGAUUCACCCUACGUUGUAGCAUCCAUGAGAAUUAUGACUAGAAUUGGAGAGAAUGUGGCGAAGGUUAUGACAGAAGAUACCGAGUUUGUCAAGUGUCUUCAUUCGGUUGGCACUCCUGCUAAUGGAGUCGUGGAGAUGCCGAGUUGGCCGUGUGAUCCUGAAAGGACCCUCAUUAUGCACAAACCGCAGAACAUGGAAAUUGUCUCCUACGGUAGUGGGUAUGGAGGUAAUUCUUUAUUGGGAAAGAAAUGUUUCGCUCUAAGAAUAGGAUCCACCAUUGCCAAAAAAGAAGGAUGGUUAGCAGAACACAUGCUGAUCCUUGGCAUCACCAAAAAUGGCGUCAAACGCUACAUAGCUGCAGCUUUCCCAUCUGCUUGCGGCAAGACAAACUUGGCCAUGAUGACCCCAACUUUGCCAGGUUACCAAGUGGAAUGCGUAGGUGAUGAUAUUGCUUGGAUGCGUUUCGAUGAAAACAACCAACUUAGGGCUAUCAAUCCCGAAAACGGGUUCUUUGGAGUAGCUCCUGGUACUUCCAACUCCAGCAAUCCUAUUGCUAUGAAGACCAUCUUCAAGAAUACCAUUUUCACCAACGUGGCUAAGACCAGUGAUGGAGGUGUAUAUUGGGAAGGUAUGGAGAAUGAUAUUGAUGAGAAUGUGGAAAUAACAGAUUGGAGGGGAAAACCCUGGAACAGGAAGACAAGCAAGACUCCAGCUGCUCACCCUAACUCAAGAUUUUGCACACCUGCAAGCCAAUGCCCAAUAAUUGAUCCCUUGUGGGAAUCCCCAGAAGGCGUACCAAUUUCUGCUAUUCUUUUUGGUGGCAGAAGACCCGCAGGAGUUCCUCUCAUAACAGAAGCCAAGAACUGGAAACAUGCAGUCUUCAUGGGAGCUUCACUGAGGAGUGAAGCUACAGCUGCAGCAGAACACAAGGGUAAAGUUAUAAUGCAUGACCCGUUUGCAAUGAGGCCAUUCUUUGGUUACAACUUCGGCCACUAUUUGGACCACUGGCUGAGUAUGGAGAAACGCACUAACCAACUCCCAAAAGUAUUCCUUGUGAAUUGGUUCAGGAAGAGUAACGAAGGCCAAUUUUUAUGGCCUGGUUUUGGAGAGAACUGUAGAGUUUUAGACUGGAUUUUAAGAAGACUGGAUAACGAAGACUGUGCCUCAAAAACACCUAUUGGUUUUAUCCCCAAGAAAAACUCCAUGAACUUUGAGGGAUUAUCUGAUAUAGACUUUGAUGAGUUGUUCAGAAUUGAUCCUGAGUUUUGGAAACAAGAGAUAAGUUCUAUCGAGAAAUAUUUCCACGAUCAAGUUGGACAAGAUUUACCUCAAGCAAUUGAAGAAGAAUGUAAAUCUUUGAAGAAACAUUUUGUUAACUGCUGAACGACCUAUUAAAGUAUUCGAAUUUUUAUUCGAUUUUAAGUAUUUUUAUAUGAAUCUUAGCUUUUGUAUAUAUGUAGAGAUAUAAGUGUUUUUUUGAUAUUUUUAGAUAUUCAGUGCACUAGUAUAUCAAUUUCUGUAUAAUUAAAUAAAUUUUACAAAUCAAA